CUGUUACAAUCAUUAAGGCCCCCAAAUUAUGAAUGCUAGUAUCCACUGUCCUUUAAGCUUCUAUAACAGCUUUAUCUUUGAUUUUCUAAGGCAAACUGUACUAUGAAAGGUGGUAAACUCUGCUUAUCUGCCUUCCCAAGAACUAUAAAGUGCAGGAGCAUAGUGUGUUGGCAUCAAUCAUAACAUAUACUCUGUAGUACUAAUGAUCUCUUUGGUACUGUAAUAUGAUUCCUGAAUAGCUAUGCUAGGAUUUUGAUUAAUUGUUCACCACUGUCUAAAUUUCAUGAAAAAAAGAGGGCUUCCUUCCACUUCAACAGAUUUUGGUUUUGCACUUCUCUGGAAAAGUCUGGUCCAGUUGGAAUUGGAAAAGUCCUAGUGUGCUUUAGGUCUUGUAUGAGAACUGAGAAGAUCAUUUGAGUCCUCUCUUGAUUGGCACAUAGAACACAUUGAACUAAUUGUAUCUAUACUUAUUUGAUGUAUUUCCGCUUGACUUUGGUCAGGCAUCUUAUUCCAAGUAAUCCGAGUAUCUGACCAUAGACAUCCUUAUCCUUCUCCCAGUAUAUGAAGAACCAGAAAACGUGCUUCAACCUUUAAGGCAAGCUUUGGAAGAUUUGGAACAUCUAGAGAUGGUUUCUUAAUCCUUACAGUCGCGUAUUUAUGGCUUAAGCUCUGCAAAUUAUGCAACAAAUAUUGGCACCAUAUCAUCAAAAUAAUCAUUGGAUACUCAUCGUGAUUAGCCCACCUUCUAAAACGGUGUAUGUGUUUGAUCCUUUGAAAAGUGUGGAUCGCAACCUUGCUGUCAAAGUUUUUGUGAAUAUGGCAUUUCGAUCUGUUCCUGGACGAGGAAUUAGAACGGUUGAUUGGAAAAAAUGCAGAUGUCCACAACAACCAGGAGGUUCUGAAUGUGGAUAUUACAUACUGCGAUACAUGUUUGAAAUCGUUAGUAAGCAUUCAGAGCUUCAUUGUCUAGAAGAGAUAUUUGAACAGCCCACCUACUCCAUAGAUGAAAUAGAUGACAUUCGCGAGUUGUGGGCACAAUACUUUGUAGAUCAGUGCUUGUAACUUUAGUUGGU
Messenger RNA from Ipomoea nil (Japanese morning glory), 1073 nucleotides. RefSeq lists its product as uncharacterized. Lineage: Eukaryota; Viridiplantae; Streptophyta; Magnoliopsida; Solanales; Convolvulaceae. Gene Ontology annotation, molecular function: deSUMOylase activity. Gene Ontology annotation, biological process: protein desumoylation. The transcript is spliced from 6 exons. The coding region runs from base 679 to 1062 and encodes 127 amino acids. Gene Ontology annotation, cellular component: nucleus. The record is from RefSeq and is a predicted model, not a curated record.